This is a messenger RNA of Chara braunii, 789 nucleotides long. Lineage: Eukaryota; Viridiplantae; Streptophyta; Charophyceae; Charales; Characeae. The record is from the annotation of a GenBank genome assembly.
GGCAGAGGCGGAGAGGAGAUGGUGGGAGGAGGCGGACGAGAGGUGGCGGAGGUGGAGAGGAGAUGGCAGGAGGAGGCGAAGGGAGGUGGCGAUUCUCUUACGACGAACCCUCUAUUUCAACGGGCUCGACAAUCCAGGCCGCCUGAGGCGGAGGGGUGAUGUCAGGAGGAGAUGACGGGAGGAGGAAGGACGAGAGGUGGCGAAGGGGGAGGAGAAGUAGCGAAGGCGGGGAGGAAAGUGAGGUGGAGGAGAAGUGGGCGGAGGUGGAGAGGAGAUGGCAGGAGGAGGUGGAGGGGAGGUGGCAAAGGCAGAGAAAAAAUGGCGGGAGGAGGCGGAUAGGAGGUGGAGGAGGCAGAGAGGUGAUGGCGAGAAGAGAUGGCGAAAUGAGGCGAACGGGAGGUGGUAGAGGCAGAGAGGAGAUAGCGGGAGGAGGCGGACGAAAGGUGGUGCAGGCAGAAAGGAGAUGGCGGGAGAAGGCGGACGAGAGGUGGCGGAGGGCCGGAGGCGGAGAGAUGAUGGUGGGAGGAGAUGGCGAGAGGAGGCAGACGGGAGGUGGCGGAGGCGGAGAGGAGAUGGUGGGAGGAGGCAGCCGUGCAACAGGCCAAUGGCAGGCACGACGGACCCUUUGUUGCAAUGGGCGAGACGAUACCGAGCUGAUGGCUCGGAUCGUCCCACGAUCUUAAGACUUUAAGAUCGUGCAAUGAUGCAGGCCGUCCGGCAGGGCAGACACGGCAGACAGGGCGGACGACCUGGAUCGUCCCGCGAUCUUAAAGUCUUAAAGUCUCAAGA